AUGGCCAACUCCAGCCUCUCUCCACCGCAGUCACCAAUACCCUCAACAUCUGCCACAAGACCUCUACCGGCGAAUCGGGUCCAUACUGUCCCAGACAAAAUGGCAGUUAAUGGCCACUUCGCCUCUGCAGGCCAGAACGGGACCGCCGAUUUUGAACAUGGCGUUCAAGUUGUCGACGAGGACAAGGAAUUCAAUAUUGAUUUAGCAAAGUAUCUGAACUUCUCCGGAGUCUCCCGUGCCGGCUUUAACUACCAUCUCAUCUCGGUCUUCGGUUCGCAGUCGACCGGCAAAUCCACACUGCUCAAUGCUCUCUUCAAUACCGAUUUCUCAGUGAUGUCCGAAGCAGACAGACGUCAGACCACCAAGGGAAUAUGGUUGUCGAAGAACAAGUCCACGUCGACCAAAAUGGCAGAUAACAUCCUCGUCAUGGAUGUGGAAGGAACUGAUGGUAGGGAAAGAGGAGAAGAUCAGGAUUUCGAACGGAAAAGCUCUCUUUUUGCGUUGGCGACCAGCGAGGUGUUGAUGGUGAAUAUCUGGGAACAUCAAGUGGGGUUAUACCAGGGUGCCAACAUGGGACUGCUCAAGACCGUUUUCGAGGUCAACUUACAACUAUUUCUAAAGGACAAGAAGUCGACGUCACGGAGUCUGCUGUACUUUGUCAUUCGAGAUUUUCUGGGAACAACACCAUUACAGAAUCUGCGAAAUACCUUGAUGCAGGAUAUGGCUCGUAUUUGGACAAGUUUGUCAAAACCACCCGGAUUGGAAAAGAGCAGUAUCGACGACUAUUUUGAUUUCGCUUUCACUGCGUUACCACACAAGCUCUAUCAACCGGAACAAUUUACGGCGGAGGUGGCAAAAAUGGCCACGCGGUUCCGAGAUGGACAUCGUGAUCGCAGAAGGGACGCAUUAGUGGGAGAACUCGAAGGCGGCAUAUUCCUCCCGGAAUAUCAUCGAAGGAUACCCGCGGACGGUUUUUCACACUACGCGGAAGGAAUCUGGGAUCAGAUCGUGAACAACAAAGAUCUCGAUCUUCCCACUCAACAAGAACUCCUGGCCCAAUUCCGAUGCGACGAGAUUAUGAGAGAAGUCAUGGUUGCUUUUGACUCUACCAUAAUUCCUCUUGAGACUCAACAAUCAGACGCCACCAGGAUGGGAAAGCCGGAGAUCAUCUCCGGGCUUGGGGCUGCUAUGAAAACCGCGCGAGCGAAAUCGAUCAAGAAUUUCGAGACAGAGGCAAGCAGAUACCACAAGGGAGUCUAUCAGCGCAAGCGAACCGAGUUAGAAGGCAAGAUUGAUACAAGAUUGAAGGCUCUCUUUGCUGGUCAGCUCUCAGCUGCUCAUAAAGAAGGCGUUCAGCAGUUUUCCGACGCUGUUAGUGCCGCCGUCAAGGCUGGACAGAAAAAAGGAGCUUCGUACGAUUUUGCUGAAAUUGUCAAAGAGCAGAAGAAGAUCGCUCUCCACAAAUUCGAUUCCCUUGGCAAGGAAGCUAUUAUCGAGGGCUUACCAUGGUCAAAUUACAGACAAGAAAUGAUCCUUUACCAAAAGGAUUUGGAUAAAGUAUCUGGACAGCUACGUCGUGAUGAGAUGCGUCGGCUAGCCACAAGAGUUGAGAGAUGGGUAAGGAGUAAAUUGAAUGACAGCAUCGGCCUGGAAUUCAAUGCCCUUGGUUCCGGCCGUGGCGGGUCUGGAGCUCCUGAAACUGGGGACAAACCGUCGGAGAAGGGUAUUUGGGACCGUAUCUGGGUCAUCUUUACUUCGACCGUACAAGACGCCGAAAAGCGAUUCGCCGACCGAGCGGCUUCGUUUGACGCUAGCAUCGAGGAAGUUGAGGUUGGUAUUUGGCGAUUGAGAAGGAAGUCCUGGGGAGUUCUCCGCUCCAAAAUCGACGAAGAAAUGAUGGAAGGUAAUCUCUUACUGAAACUUCGCGAAAAUUUCGAGGACAAAUUCAGAUACGACGAAACGGGUGUUCCCAGAAUAUGGCGCCCAACAGACGAUAUCGAGGGCAUCUACACCAAAGCUCGAGAGAGUACGUUGACCCUCAUCCCUCUCCUUGCUCGGUUCCGGCAUUCCCAAACCGGGGCACCUCCACCACUCGAUCGAUGGAUCGGACCAACACCCGCUGCCGCAACUGCCGCCGAUGAAGAGGAUCUGACGCCCAUCGGCGGCGUAGAUGAGGAUGAAGGAAAGAGCUUGGAGGAAGAAACCACGAUUCUCAACGACGCCAAACGUCAAGACCUGACCGUUAGAUUCAAGAAGGCUGCUGACGGGGUGUAUGUUGAAGCCAAGCGUAGUGCGAUUGGUGGAAUGACCCAAGUACCUCUUUAUUUCUACGGUCUGCUCCUGGCUUUGGGCUGGAACGAAAUAGUAGCUGUCCUUCGCAACCCUGUCUAUUUCAUGUUCCUGAUCAUCCUCGCUCUCGUCGCUUAUGUCACAUAUACCCUGAACCUAUGGGGUCCGAUGUUGAAAAUGGCAAAUGCAGCCUCUCAGCAAGCCCUUGAAGAAGGAAAGAAACGAUUACGAGAAUUCUUGGAGGAAAAUCCUACUGCUCGACAAGCCUUGGCCAUGUCGGGUCGGGAAGAAUACGAGAUGAAGAACUUGAGUUCAUCAAGACCCAACAAGAUCAAGACCGACGGUGCUGAUGAUGAGGAUGCCGAUGACAUGUAG
Messenger RNA from Rhinocladiella mackenziei CBS 650.93, 2664 nucleotides. Its product is annotated as protein SEY1. Gene Ontology annotation, cellular component: endoplasmic reticulum. NCBI's taxonomy places the organism in Eukaryota, Fungi, Ascomycota, Eurotiomycetes, Chaetothyriales, Herpotrichiellaceae. Gene Ontology annotation, molecular function: GTPase activity; GTP binding. The record is from RefSeq and is a predicted model, not a curated record. The coding region runs from base 1 to 2664 and encodes 887 amino acids. Gene Ontology annotation, biological process: endoplasmic reticulum membrane fusion. The transcript is spliced from 3 exons.